AUGGGUUUGCCUUAUGGUUUUUCAUCUCUUUCGGAUUUCAGUGAGAGUCUUAUGGCCAUGCACUUGAAAUUGCCCGCAAGUGCACCAGUAGGAGGAGUUGAAUUGUUGGAGUGUGUUGGAUUUCAGUUGGGGGAGGAAGGUGGGGAAAUAUGGGCUGCUAUGGAGGUACUUAACGAGGAUAGAAUUAGAUUGAUCAAUGAGGUGAUUGGGUUAUUAGAACCUACGAAGGUGGAGGAUAAGCUGUCUGUUGCUCCUGCUGCGGCAGAGGAGCAUGUUGAGUCAAAUAAGAUUGACACCCAUGUAUGUGAAAUCAAUGCAAGUGCACCAGCAGGUGCAGUUGAAAUUGCACCUGUUGGUGCACUUGCCAAGUGCACCAGCAGGUGCACACUUGAAAUUGGGAUAAUAUUGACCUUUCAAAAAUUGACCCUGUUAAAGGCACUUGAAAUUGCACCUGUUGGUGCACUUCAAAUUGCACCUGCUGGUGCACUUGCCAAGUGCACCAGCAGUGUGCCUAACCAACCUGGUUAUACUGCCCCGCCACCUCCCCCUCCAGUAGAAGAUACUGCCAUUGAUAUCAGCAUAUUUAUUGUAGUUAAUAUGACUGUUGAAAGAAGUUGGAUGUAUGCCCGUCUCAGAGAUGGUUUACUGAAUCCCAGAUAUUUAGAGGGUAUCAAUGAAUUUAUAGAGAAGGCUAAGACCUGCACAGAAUAUUUAAAUGGCGAUCAGAUUCGCUGUCCUUGCAAUCGAUUUAAGUGCCAAAACCGUAGCUUUCAAGAUGAAAAUACAGUUAAAUAUCAUUUAAUGAAGCAUGGUUUUGUGCAAAAUUACCUUGUUUGGUAUUUGCACGGUGAAACUGAAGUGCAUGACGGAUAUGGUGAUACAGAUUUAGACAUGUCUUAUGGUUCUGACAGUGUUAAUCAUCCAAAUUUCAAUCGUUUUGAGGACAUAGUCAUGGAUGCAACAAGCUGUCAUGUAAUGUAUAAUGAUACAUCUGAGAUGCCAAACUCGGCUGCACAGAAACUGUAUGAUAUGUUAAAUGCAUCUAAGCAAGAACUAUGGCCUGGAUGUGAAACUCACUCCCAGUUAUCAGCUGUUUUACGUUUACUAAAUCUGAAGGCGGAACAUCAUUUCUCAGAACGGUGUUUCGAUCAGAUUUGUGAAUUCAUGAAGGAGAUGUUACCGAGUGACAAUGUCAUGACGGACAGCUUUUACUCAACAAAGAGACUAGUCCGAGGAUUGGGGCUUCCUGUACAAAAGAUACACUGUUGUGUGAAUGGUUGUAUGAUUUAUUGGGAAAAUGAUAAAGAACUUACACGAUGCAAAUUUUGUGACCAUGAAAGGUUCAAACGCCUGAAGCACACCUUGGGGAAAGGGAAGAGUCAAAUACCAUACAAAAAGAUGUAUUACUUCCCCAUUACACCACGUUUGCAAAGACUUUAUGCGUCGUGUAUUACAGCUAAGUAUAUGACUUGGCACAAUGACCAUGCAACUGAGGAUGGGGUGAUGCGCCACUGUUCAGAUGCUCCUGCUUGGAAGCAUUUCAACCAAACUCAUCCAACCUUCGCACUGGAGGCCCGAAAUGUCAAACUUGGCCUUUGCACUGAUGGAUUUCAACCAUUCGGUCAAUCUGGACAACAGUAUUCUUCAUGGCCAGUAAUACUAACUCCAUACAAUUUGCUACCAGGUAUGUGUAUGAAAGAUGAGUACAUGUUCCUGACAAUUAUAAUACCUGGUCCCAAGAAUCCGAAAGAGAAGCUUGAUGUGUACAUGCAGCCAUUAGUGCAAGAAUUGAAAGAACUUUGGGCAAUUGGUGUGAAUACUUACGAUGCUUUCCAGCAGAACAAUUUUACUAUGCGUGCUGCAUUAAUUUGGACUAUAAGUGACUUCCCUGCUUAUUCAAUGCUCUCAGGGUGGAGUACAGCAGGACGCACUGCAUGUCCCUACUGUAUGGAAAACACAGAUGCAUUUACAUUACGAAGGGGGGGUAAACAAAUAUGGUUUGACAGUCAUCGGAAGUUCUUGCCUGACGAUCACCCUUUCUAUCGAAACAAGAUAUCUUUUAUUAAAAACAGAAGUGUAUCGAAGUCAUCGCCGCCAAUUAGAACUGGGGAAUACUUGCUAAAAGAAAUUGAGCAAAUUGGGUUGAGGCGGGUUAUAGACAUUGACAGUCAUGAAAUAAAUUGUCGGCUUUCAAAGAGAACUGGUUGGCGUAAGCGGAAUAUAUUAUGGGAUUUGCCAUAUUGGUCUUCAAAUAUGAUUCGCCACAAUCUUGAUGUAAUGCACAUUGAAAAGAAUGUAUUUGAAAAUAUUUUUAAUACAGUUAUGAAUGUGGAGGGGAACACAAAAGACAAUAUAAAAUCAAGGAAAGAUUUAAAUGAAAUAUGCAGGAGACCAGAAUUGAAGAAAGAUCCAAUUAGCGGGAAAUAUCCAAAAGCAUGUUAUUGUUUGGAUAACCAAUCGAAGAUGAUACUGUGUGAUUGGCUUAAAACACUCAAAUUCCCUGACGGAUUUGUUUCCAAUCUAGGGAGAUGUGUUGAUAGUCGGAAGCUUAGACUUUUUGAGCUUAGCAAUUUCUUUAGAGAACUCACCUCAACUACACUUACUAAUGGGGACAUGCAACGGUUAAAUGAACAAAUUCUUGUGAUCCUUUGUAAGCUUGAACGAGUUUUUUCUCCAAGUCUGUUUGAUUCAAUGGAACAUUUACCAGUACACCUUGCAUAUGAGGCAUUAAUUGCAGGACCAGUACAAUAUCGGUGGAUGUACCCAUUUGAGAGGUACUUGAGAAAGUUAAAGAACAAUGUUAAAAAUAAAGCAAGGGUUGAAGGUUCAAUAUGCAAUGCUUACUUGGUAGAAGAAGCAAGUGCAUUUUCUGCUCAUUACUUUGAAGCACAUGUAAUGACCAGACAUCGAAAGGUUCCACGCAACUUGCAUGAAUUUGUCUCUGAUGAUGACAUACCGGGUAAAUUAAGCAUAUUCAAAUGUACAGGUAGAACUAUCGGAAAAGGAAAAUCCAGAUAUAUGACUGAAGAUGAAAUCCAAGCUGCUCAAACAUAUAUUCUAUUAAAUUGUCCAGAGGUGAAAACAUAUAUUGACAUUUAUGUGGAGCGAGUAAAGUCGACACAACCAAAUAUCACAGAUGCAGCUGUUGAUGAAAAACUAGAGAGAGAGUUUGUCAAAUGGUUUUACAAGUAUGCCCAUGAAUUGCCAAACAAUGUACAAAAUCAGCUUAUACAAGAUCUGGCAAAGGGACCACUCAGAAGUGUCACCACUUUUAAUGGGUAUUGUGUUAAUGGAUGUAAAUUCAACACAAUCAAUGGAAGUUCAAGUAGUAACUCAAUGAAUUUUGGUGUAUGUAUAAAAGGGAGUAAUUACAGUUCUGAAGAAAGUGACUACUAUGGACAGUUGGUCGAGGUGUUGCGAUUGGAGUAUCCAGGGCUACCAAUUAAGCGGACUGUACUUUUCAAAUGUGACUGGUUUGAUCCAACACUAAAUACGGGCACCAAGGUGCAUAGACAGUAUAGAAUUGUUGAUAUUAACAAUAAGCGUAGAUACAGUAAGUACGAGCCACUUGUAUUGGCCUCUCAGGCAACACAAGUUGUUUAUGCUUCAUACCCAAGCAAGCGUCGUGACAAAAAUGAUUAG
This is a messenger RNA of Manihot esculenta (cassava), 3642 nucleotides long. RefSeq lists its product as uncharacterized. The record is from RefSeq and is a predicted model, not a curated record. Lineage: Eukaryota; Viridiplantae; Streptophyta; Magnoliopsida; Malpighiales; Euphorbiaceae. The transcript has 10 exons. Bases 1 to 3642 code for a protein of 1213 amino acids.